Molecule: messenger RNA, 870 nt
Organism: Kwoniella botswanensis
Lineage: Eukaryota; Fungi; Basidiomycota; Tremellomycetes; Tremellales; Cryptococcaceae
Exons: 3
Coding region: 1-870 (289 amino acids)
Biological process (GO): tRNA 5'-leader removal
Cellular component (GO): nucleolar ribonuclease P complex; ribonuclease MRP complex; nucleus
Molecular function (GO): nucleic acid binding
Source: RefSeq, a predicted model, not a curated record
AUGAUUCUGUCCACCCCUUCCGAAGCGGGUCCAUCUCGUAAAUUAUCCGCUCCCCAUCCUUCGACCGCAAUAUCAACGAACAAACGUCAAUACCCUCCAUCUCUACCACCCAUCUCAAAAAGUAAACCAUCCUCGACCCCGACAUUGCCGUUAAAGACGUUACAAGGUGUAUCAAAGACAAGAAGCGAUAGUACGAAAGAUGGAUUUGGAAGAGAGGUGGUGUUCGUGACGAGGAAAACGGGCUUGGGGAUGUUGAUGGGUAGAUGUAGGAGUUUGGUAGUCGAUGAAGGCUAUACAUCUCUCCGAUUACACGCGAUCGGGGCAGCCAUUCCUCAAGCAUUACUCCUUCUCCAUGCAUUGCUAGAUCUCUUACCUUUCCCCACAGGAGAGAAAGGAAUGUGGCAUGAGAUCAAGACUGGUUCAGUAGAAUGUAUUGAUGAGAUCUCACCGGCAACUUCGAAGAUCAAUGAAAAGGAGAAUGUCGCCGAAGCGGAAGAAGGAAUGGAAUGGUUGAAAGAUGUUGGAGCUAUAGAGGAGGAUGUGCCGGAGCGAAAGACUCGUAUUAAAUCAACGAUACAGAUAGAUCUCCAUAUAUCCCCUCGACCCACCUCGAAAAGGAAAUCAGUAGCUCAACCGAAUGACCAAAGUGUCAGUGCCAAGAAGACCAAAACCAGCAAGCGGAAUAGACCGAGUAAGAAGAAAAGACAACAACUGGCUAGCAAGAGAGUGGAAGAACGAGCAUUGAAUGAUGAAGAGGAAAUGAUGAAUAUUCAGAACGAUCAUGAGAAUGGUGAUCAACCGAUAUCAGGAACGAUGUUGUCGUCUCAGGAAGAGGAAGAAGAGGAGAUUGAAGAGAUCGAGAUGCGAUGA